CCGCUCUGACCCGGAUCCAUAACAACAGCUGGAAACGGCUAGUCGGUUAGCGGAUUAGCUUCGUGAUUCAGGCUGUCAAUUUACCGCCGCGCAGCGUUUCACCUGUGGCAGAAGAGGGUGGCAGCUGAACGGGCUGUUAUAGCUGACACACCGAGAGACGACAUGAAGACGGUUAAACUGCGUUCAGGCUGAAGUUCGAUACCUUAGCGGCCGUCAGCAGCAUCACUAGAACGGAAGGGACGUCGAUUACUGCUAGCCUGCUAAAGCUAACACAACGACGACGACAACAAUAACAACAACAACAGUCCUGUCAGCAGCAGCUGCCGUCACUACAUCAACUGACGUUUGUUGAGGCGUGAUGGGGAAUCAGCUGGCUGGCAUCGCCCCCUCUCAGAUCCUCUCUGUGGACAGUUACUUCUCAGACAUCCACGACCAUGAGUACGAUAAGAGCCUGGGCAGCACUCGCUUCUUCAAGGUGGCCCGGGCCAAACACCGGGAGGGCCUGGUGGUGGUCAAAGUCUUCGCCAUCCAGGACCCAUCGCUGCCCCUGACCAGCUACAAACAGGAGCUGGAGGAGCUGAAGAUCCGGCUGCACUCCUGCCAGAACUGCCUGCCCUUCCAGAAAACCUCCCUGACGGAGAAAGCAGCCAUCUUGUUCCGCCAGUAUGUCAGGGACAAUCUGUACGACCGCAUCAGCACCCGGCCGUUCCUCAACAAUGUGGAGAAGCGCUGGCUGGCCUUCCAGAUCCUUAACGCUGUCGACCAGGCGCACAAAGCCGGCGUCCGCCACGGAGACAUCAAGACAGAGAAUGUGAUGGUGACCAGCUGGAACUGGGUGCUGCUCACAGACUUUGCCAGCUUCAAGCCCACGUACCUGCCGGAGGACAACCCCGCGGACUUCAACUACUUCUUUGACACGUCCAGACGGAGAACGUGCUACAUCGCACCGGAGAGGUUUGUGGAUGGAAGUAUGUUUGCCACAGAGAGCGACCAGAAUACACCGCUGGUGGACCUGACCAAUAACAACCAGAGGAGCCGAGGGGAGCUCAGACAGGCCAUGGACAUCUUCUCUGCAGGCUGUGUGAUAGCAGAGCUGUUUACUGAGGGCGUCCCGCUCUUCGAUCUGUCCCAGCUGUUGGCGUAUCGCAAAGGACAUUUCCAGACGGAGCAGGUCCUCAUGAAGAUCGAGGACCGGAGCAUCCGAGAGCUGGUGGCUCAGAUGGUGCAGCGGGAGCCUGAGAAGCGUCUGACAGCAGAGGAGUAUCUGAAGCAGCAGAGAGGGAAAGCCUUCCCUGAUAUCUUCUACACCUUCCUGCAGCCGUACAUGGCUCAGUUCGCCAAAGAGACCUUCCAGUCCGCAGAUGAGCGAGUGCUCGUCAUCCGCAAAGACCUUGACAACAUCCUGCACAACCUGCGAGGAGGCUCCUCCUCCUCGUCUUCGUCCCAGGAAAGCAGCGAGGGUGUGCUGAGCUCCAGGGAGGAGCAGGGCCUCAUCGUCUUGGUGUCUGUCAUCACCUCCUGCCUGCAGACACUGCACUCCUGUGACUCCAAACUGGCGGCUCUGGAGCUCAUCCUCCACCUGGCUCCCCGGCUCGGCGUCGACAUCCUGCUGGACCGCAUCACGCCCUACCUGCUGCACUUCUGUAACGACCCUAUGCCUCGUGUACGCGCUCAGGCCGUGCGAACUCUGGCCAAAGUGCUGGCUCUGGUGAAGGAGGUGCCGAGGAACGACGUCAACAUCUACCCGGAGUACGUCCUGCCGGGCAUCGCCCACCUCGCCCAGGACGACGCCACCAUCGUCAGGCUGGCAUACGCAGAGAACAUAGCUCAUCUGGCAGAGAGCGCGCUGCGUUUCUUGGAGUUGGUUCAGGAAAACAACGUGAACACAGAGCAGGACCUGAGUGGUGAGGACACAGAGGAAACACUUCACCCCAACGAAAACUACGACUCAGAGCUGCAGGCGCUGCAUGAGAUGGUGCAACAGAAGGUGGUGACACUGCUGAGCGACUCCGAGAACAUCGUCAAGCAGUCGCUGAUGGAGAACGGCAUCACGCGUCUCUGCGUCUUCUUCGGCCGACAGAAAGCCAACGACGUUCUGCUGUCUCACAUGAUCACCUUCCUCAAUGACAAGAACGACUGGCAUCUCCGGGGAGCCUUCUUCGACAGCAUCGUGGGCGUGGCUGCGUACGUGGGCUGGCAGAGCUCCUCCAUCCUGAAGCCUCUCCUGCAGCAGGGUUUGAGUGACACCGAGGAGUUUGUCAUCUAUAAAGCUCUCAAUGCUCUCACCUGUAUGUGUCAGCUGGGCCUGCUGCAGAAACCUCAUAUCUACGAGUUUGUCAAUGAUAUUGCUCCGUUCCUGUGUCACCCGAACCUGUGGAUCCGUUACGGGGCGGUGGGCUUCAUCACUGUGGUCGCUCAGCACCUCAACGUGGCCGACGUCUACUGCAAACUGAUGCCCCACCUCAACCCCUUCAUCACCCAACCCAUCAUCCAAAUCGAUAAGGAGUUGGUCCUCCUGAGUGUCCUGAAGGAGCCGGUGAGUCGCUCCAUCUUCGACUACGCCCUGCGCUCGAAAGACAUCGCCAGCCUCUUUCGACACCUGUUGCUUCGACAGAAGAAGCGUGCUGGCUCUAUCCCAGAAUGCCCCACUCCCGAGGACCCGGCCAUCGCUCAGCUCCUCAAGAAGCUGCUCUCACAGGGGAUGACUGAAGCGGAGGAGGACAAGCUGCUGGCGCUCAAAGACUUCAUGCUGAAAUCCAACAAAGCCAAAGCCAACAUGGGCGAGCAGAGCCACCUGGGUGAGGCGGCUCAGACCGGGGUCAUUGACCUGGCCCUGCUCGGCAUCACUGGCCGCCAAGUCGACCUGGUCAAACCCAAGGCAGAGGCCGAGGACAAGAGAGAAUGCAUCGCUGCAGCAUCCGCGAGGAAGCACACGAAGCAGGACUCGACCAUGAAUGAGGAGUGGAAGAGCAUGUUUGGAUCUCAGGAGCCACCCUCCGCUCAGCCCACCACGGCUGCUGACGGGCCAACGAGUCAGAUCAGGAAGAGCGCCGUGGCCCCGGCGGUGCCCGUGCUGCAGUCGGUGGUGAGCGGCCCCGCCUACCAGCGCCGCAUCAACACCUGCAAGGCGGAGCUGCAGCAGCUGGUGCAGCAGAAGAGGGAGCAGUGCAGCGCUGAGCGCAUGGCCAAGCAGAUGAUGGAGAGCGCGGAGUGGGAGAGUCGACCUCCUCCACCUGGGUGGCACCCUAAAGGGCUGCUGGUCGCCCAUCUCCACGAACACAAAGCUGCUGUGAACCGAAUCCGAGUCUCUGAUGAACACUCCAUCUUUGCCACGGCGUCCAACGAUGGCACCGUCAAAGUCUGGGACAGUCAGAAGAUGGAGGGCAAGACCACGACCACCAGAUCCGUGUUGACUUAUUCUCGUAUCGGAGGCCAUGUGAAGACAUUGACCUUCUGUCAGGGGUCACAUUACUUAGCUGUGGCCUCAGACAACGGAUCCAUCCAGCUGCUGGCUGUCGAAGCAAAUAAGCCACCAAAAUCCCCCAAAGUUCAGCCCUUUCAGACCAGGUCUCUGGACCUGCAGGAGGACGGCUGUGCGGUCGACGUCCACCAUUUUAACUCGGGCGCUCAGUCGGUGCUGGCAUACGCCACCGUCAAUGGCUCGCUGGUCGGCUGGGACCUUCGCUCCAACUCCAAUGCCUGGACGCUCCGCCACGACCUCCGCCUCGGACUCAUCACCUCCUUCACGGUGGACAUGCACCAGUGCUGGCUCUGUCUAGGUACGAGCAGCGGCACCAUGGCCUGCUGGGAUAUGCGGUUCCAACUCCCCAUUUCAAACCACUCCCACCCCGCUCGAGCACGAAUCAGACGGCUGCUCAUGCAUCCGCUCUACCAAUCAUCUGUCAUUGCAGCUGUCCAGGGGAAUAAUGAAGUGUCGAUGUGGGACAUGGAGACCGGCGAUCGUAAAUUCACUCUGUGGGCAAGCUCUGCGCCUCCCCUCUCUGAGAUGCAGCCGUCUCCUCACAGUGUUCAUGGGAUCUACUGCAGUCCUGCUGACGGGAACCCUCUGCUCCUGACGGCCGGCUCCGACAUGAGAAUCAGGUUCUGGGACCUGGCGUAUCCAGAGAGGUCAUACAUCGUGGCUGGAGGAGCCAAUGACUCGCUUCACUGCCCGUCCGUUCUCUACAGCAGGAAGAUCAUUGAAGGCACCGAAGUGGUACAGGAGAUCCACAGCAAACAGAAGAGCGGUGUGGUGGAGGACUCUCCUCGCCGCGGCCCAGAGUCCCUCCCUGUGGGACACCACGACAUCAUCACUGACAUCGCCACCUUUCAGACCACGCAGGGCUUCAUCGUCACCUCGUCCAGAGACGGCAUCGUCAAAGUCUGGAAGUGAGGCCGAGCGGCGGCAGAAAAUUACACCAAAUCAGUAAAAAAAAACACACACACGGGGGAAACGCAUGUAGGGUGCGUGUUUGGGGACAAGUGCUCCUUCUUUGUCUUUUAAUUAUCUUCUGUUCUCUCACAGAAACAUGGUGUAUACAUCCUGUCAAGUGGUUUCUAUUCUGUGAUGGUUUGAGACAGGGAAAAGAGGAAAUAAUGUCCUGUGUGCAGCCACCUCCAUUCGUUCAUUCACGUCCACCUUCAUAUUUAUCAUUUUUUACUGUAGCUGAUGAACCUCCACACAAGCAGAGUGGCUUCUCGUGCUUCAAGCUCUCGCAUCUGCACAGCCUGGCAGAUGAACAUUUGUGAUCAGACCUGGCCCCUCGUUACCAUUUGGUGCACUUAAUAUACCACGCUGGCCCGACUGUAAGGCAGUACUUUUUUUCCUGAAAAUUAGGUUUGAAAAAGUGGAGGUCAACAUUCGAGGACGAGGCAAUUACGUGUUGAUCAGAUUUUCUUUUUGAAUGGAGAGAGUACCGCUGUAACACGGGUCUUCGAGCAAAAAUAGUGAAAAACAUAAGCCACAUUCUCUGGCUCCAGCUUCUCAAAUGAGCGGAUUUGCUUCUUUCCUCUGUCACAUGCACCAAUCAGCCACAACAGGAACCCCGCUGUUAAUUGGAAAUGUAGGAUCUAGAGUUUACGAAGUUUGACCUGUACUAGAGACUCAAAGUCCGGAUGUUAUAUUUUGACCAUUAUUCUUUAAUCUGGCGUGCGUGCUUGAUGGAAGUGUACUACCAAAUCACUGCAGUUCAGUCUGCAGCUGCAAAAAGCAACACCACUUGAUGAGUUCCAGCACGGUUUUUAUGCCAAAACAGUCUGUUUACCCUGUAAAAGGAUGUCAAGAUAACACAGUGUCGUGUUUAUCAGCCACAACGUGAAAUAUAUCCAUGUUUCUGAGUCUGAAAUCAAAACCAAACUUUGUUAAAAUGAGCGGUUCUCUGUGACUUUAUGCUUUUGUGAGGGAAUGAAUUGAGGAGGAACUGAGUCAUUUCAGGCUACCAAUUAUUAAUUGAAGGAAUGAAAUAAGUCAAGUGAGUGAGCAAAUUAGUAAUUUGAGAAAAAGGCUUCUAACUUGACCUGACACCAGGUUCUGUACAUUCAGUAUCUCUGUCUUUGGGUUUUGAGUAGCUGCCAAAACUGCUUGAAAAACCACAGCUACAAGAUACAUAUUCAAUUUUAUAUAUUAAAAAACACUCGUUUGUCCCGAUUUUGUAGAUUUCAAGCAGACCAAAAUCCUAUGAUUAAAAAAUAUGUAGGAUCGCCAUGUAAACAAGAACUGAGUCACCUUAUAUCCGUAUGAAAAUUUGAUCAUUUUAUCCAUUAUAUGAAGAGACAAUAAAUGACCAACCUACAUCUGAUUCUGCACAACAGUGGAGUUUGCUUUAAAACACGGUGGAUGUUUUUACCGUGAGAACUUUUUCUUUCCCCAGAAAAACUGUUUAUUGGCGGGUGAGCCAACAAGUAACAUUUACCCGUACAAAUGCACUCUCCUUUCUUUCAGUCUACAACAGUAGAUUUUGUACAUAAGUUAUUUUAAAUGUCUGUAAUAUAACAUUUGAUCAGAAAUUUUGUUGCUGUAGAAAUGCUACUAACCACAGAUGAACCGUGUGACCUGCAUUUCAGUGUUUGUCCAUCUGAUGAAUAAAAUCUGGCGUUUG
This is a messenger RNA of Xiphias gladius (swordfish), 6098 nucleotides long. RefSeq names its product phosphoinositide-3-kinase, regulatory subunit 4 (gene pik3r4). Gene Ontology annotation, biological process: macroautophagy; protein targeting to vacuole; protein phosphorylation. The coding region runs from base 359 to 4393 and encodes 1344 amino acids. The transcript is spliced from 22 exons. Gene Ontology annotation, cellular component: late endosome; phosphatidylinositol 3-kinase complex, class III, type II; nucleus-vacuole junction. The record is from RefSeq and is a predicted model, not a curated record. NCBI's taxonomy places the organism in Eukaryota, Metazoa, Chordata, Actinopteri, Istiophoriformes, Xiphiidae. Gene Ontology annotation, molecular function: protein binding; protein serine/threonine kinase activity; ATP binding.